GAAUUGAAUUCCAAAAAGCUGUGUCUCUGUUUUGAAACGAAGUCAGUGUUUCUGAAACGAAGUGAAAAUUGAAAAGACACAAUUGAACAUCCUUUAAUACUUUACGUACGCGUCCCUGUUUCUUCUUCUUCUUCUUCCUCCUCCUUAGCCGUCCCUGUUUCUUCACCACUGCUUCAACUUAUCCGCCGGCAAAGUACACGUGUCUUCCUUUCUUCACUCUUUCUAGUUCAACCAUUUCUCAACAUGGUUUCUUAACUAAGAUGAAAUACUAAGACCGGACACAUCGGUAAUUAGGUUUGACAGAAAGUGAAUGGAUCACGCGGGUCUUCUUGUUCUUAUUUUGGUCUCUUUGUCAUUAAGAUGUGAAUCAUGGGGUUGGUUUUCAUCGUCUAAAGAGAAACACUAUAGUGAGAGGUCUUAUGGAAAUCAAGCAAAUUUUCGAGGUUCUAGUGCUGAAUUCUCAAUAGAGGCUUUCAAUGAUCCUAAGGGAAUGAAGCUAUUAGAGAAUGCUAAGAAUAAAAUGGUUGGCUCAAAUACUUGUUGGCAGAAUGCUUAUCAACAUCUUUUUACAGGCUGUUCUGAGAUUUUGGCUGUUGAUGACAAAAGGUCUAGAUUAGCUUGGCAUCUGAGUGAUUGCUUUCAGAGGGACUCUGGUAGAGUUUCAUUUCCCCACUGUGACUCAAAAACAUCCAUUGCUACAUGCCUAAAAAGUUUAGAUAGCGUUGCUCAUAGCGUUUAUCUUGAAUUCUACCUUGAAACUAACUCCAUCUGUUACCAAUUACAGACACAUGCAUUCAAACAUGAAACGGAGAGACUUGUGACCGAACUGAAAAGUUCUGCUCAGUAUGUUGAGGACAAGUUAGAAAGUAUUGAAGAGAAAUCAGAACAUCUAUUACAAGGCUCAAAAGAGAUUUCUGAUUCUCUUGAAUAUGUUAAUAAUAAUGCGCACCUAGUAGGUCAAACGGUUAAGAAUGUACAAGGUCAUAUUGAUGUGGUAUUAAGGCAUUCAGAAAGUGUUUACGAGCAAACUAAAAACAUUGCAAUAUCACAAUCACAACUACAAGAAGGACAAGAGCAACUGGGGAGGAACUUAGAAGACGGGGUAGCACUGCUCAAGGAUUCUUAUAGUAAUUUGGGCAAAGAAAUAGAAAAGUUAAGAGACGAAGCCAUUGAAAUUGAGAAUGAGGUAAUCAAAGUUGGAGAUGCUAUGUCAUCAAAGAUGAACACUCUGCAAAGCAAAGCGGAAGAUAUUGAGAAUAUGGCAGGGAUUUCCUUGGAUAAACAACGACAACUUUUAGAUGGACAAUCCACAGCACUCCGGGGCCUAAAUUCAUUGAAUGAGGUUCAACUCAAGGCUUUAGAGGAAAGCAGAAAAAGCCUACAAUAUUUUGCUGAAUACGGACAUAGGCAACAAGAAGAGCUUCUACGGAGGCAGGAACAAAUACAAGGGCUUCACAAUCGGUUAAUGGAAAAUUCAAAAACUAUACUGUAUGCUCAGGAAUCUUUUGAAGAAAAGCAAGCUACCAUGUUCAUUGUUUUGGAUAAAAUCUUUGCUUUGCAAAAUGCCAUGUUGCUUGAAUCAAGAGUUAUUAAAGCUUUCUUCAUCUAUGCAAUUUCAAUCUUUGUCAUCUAUAUGUUGACUAGCACAAAGCAAACUUACAAUGUUAGGCCAUUACUUUACCUUGAGCUUUGUGCUGCUCUCUUUGUGGAAGUAUUCAUUAUUCGUUUAAGUAACGACAAUAUGGAGCAACAAACAUGGAUAAUAAACAAAGUCCGAUUAUUUUUCAUGGUAUCUGCUUCAGCUCAACUUUUAUAUGCAAUUUGCACAUACAAGGACUAUGAAAGAAUGAACCAUCAAAUAUUACUAACACUGGUCAAUAAGAUUAGCACCAUGCAAAAAAUAAAGGAGUGUUCUUGGGACUUGGAUACGGAUGAUCAUGUGGAUGAUUGGUCUCAAUGGAUAGAUACUGAUUUACCUGAUGAUGUGAACUGUGUUGAUGAUCCUGACUAUAUAAUUCCAGAAGAAGUUGCAGAGAAUUCAAUCUCUACCUCUAUAACUACAAAAAAUUACAAUCUACGCUUGCGCAAUCGUUUGCAUUGAUUCUUCCCAAAACAACAAAUAAACACACUGCUAUUUUGUAGCAAUUAAAACUUUGAAGACAUCCAUCUAUGUACAACACUUUAUUUACCUGAUGGAUGUGAACUAUUAAUUUGACAGUAGUUGAAAAUUGGUAUACCAAAAAGGUAGAUAACAUUUUGAUAGAAACCGGUACCGGCUCUCAACAGAAUAAUGAAGAUAGUACAAAAUAAAUAUUAGGACACAUGCCAAGAUUCGAGAGCUUGGUUCUCUCCCUCCCAAGUGUCUAACACUCACAACUGCAUCAUGAUCAAAAUAGGGGUCUGUUUCCCUUCUUAUAUUGCCUAAGUUAUGUAACUGUUCUUUAUUGGACAACAUUUAUCUUGCUUUAUUGGUGCCCCUUCCUCUUAUAAGUAUUCUUUAUGAGAGGUUUAACAAUACUCCCCCUAGAAAAGAC
This is a messenger RNA of Lathyrus oleraceus (garden pea), 2534 nucleotides long. Its product is annotated as protein GAMETE EXPRESSED 1. Lineage: Eukaryota; Viridiplantae; Streptophyta; Magnoliopsida; Fabales; Fabaceae. The coding region runs from base 311 to 2101 and encodes 596 amino acids. The record is from RefSeq and is a predicted model, not a curated record. The transcript has 7 exons.